Erigeron canadensis is the source of this 603-nucleotide messenger RNA. RefSeq lists its product as uncharacterized. The transcript is spliced from 2 exons. Bases 1 to 603 code for a protein of 200 amino acids. The record is from RefSeq and is a predicted model, not a curated record. Gene Ontology annotation, cellular component: plasma membrane. NCBI's taxonomy places the organism in Eukaryota, Viridiplantae, Streptophyta, Magnoliopsida, Asterales, Asteraceae.
AUGCCAAAACAUCAGGUACUAGGUAGACAACGACGCACCAAUCCCGUCGUCUGGUGCUUUGCAAUUGUAUGCUCACUCAUUGCCACUAUCGUCAUCAUUGCUGGAAUCGUUGUCUUUUCUGGGUACCUUGUGAUCCAUCCUAAAAUGCCUAUUCUCAUUGUUCGUGCAGCUCGUCUUGAUCACAUCUGGUACAACCAGGCCGGUGUUCUAGCUGUGAAAUUAAUUAUUGUGAUUCGUGCGGAGAAUCACAACAAGAAAGCGAAAGCUAGCUUCUACGACACCAAGUUGUUACUUGGUUAUCAUGGAGUGAAAAUAGCACAAUUGGUGGCUGACCCAUUUGAUGUACAGAGAAAUGAGACAGCAGAGUUAAACUAUGUGAUAAUGUCAUCUGCGAUGCGUUUGCCACCAGAGGAAGACUAUAUGACCCAACAAUCGUUGGGUAAAACCAAGUUAAUGUUGUUUUACUUAAAAGGGGGUUCAAGAACGACGUGGAGAGUUGGCCCAUUGGGUUCAGUUAAAUUCUCCCUGCAUAUGAAUUGUGAACUCUUGCUGCCAAUUAAUGGGAGUGUGGUGAAUUCUCAUUGCAGCACAAAAUCACAUUGA